UGGAGAGCGGGUUGUGCGGGUUAUCCGUAUUUUACCCAUAUUUUCAAAAUUGUCUUGCCAGGACGUUUCGGGACGUGACUCACGACAUGGGUGUGCCUUUGUCCGCGUCAGCAAUUUUUAGUUUGAACGAGAGAUAGCUCUCCUUAUCGACCGUGUGGAACAUUGUACGACUGUGCUUGAUUCAUAAUCGUUGGAUGGUGACUGCUCCAAGAUGAAGAAGUUCUUGAACAUAGUCAACGAUCGCAAAAAAGGGAUUGAAGACUCAUACGAGAAUUUUAUUCAGGGGUGGACAGAAUCGAGGUCGAAGUUGAAGAAAAUGUCCGAGCUCAGUGAUGAAGACCCGCCAGCAUUGGUGUCGACAGACGAAGAGGAGGAUAUCCCGCUCAAGAAGAAACCAAUGAUCGGGCCAGAGAUCCCGGCUGCAUUGAAACGUGAUGCUGAGGUGGCAAAAGAUUUGAGUGACUACAUAAAAAGGAAGGAUUGUAUGAAACAAGUGACAGAUUCCUUACGAAUUUUAGUCGUGGAUCCAUUUUUAUUUGGCACGGAUAACACGACGAAGAAAUACAAUAAGGCUUGGAUUGCUGCAGCCUCUCAGAAAUUUGGUUUCCCUCAAUCUGGGGAGAAUAUAAUGCACGCAGUCCUCCGCUAUGAGAAUAGGUUGGCUGUGCAGUUGCUUGAAAAGGCCUGCGCAGAAGUAAAUGAUUAUUUGUCCGAGCGAAAACUUGACACGUUAAAAAUGUUCAAAAUCAGCGACCAGGUCCGAAAAGAUUAUAAAGAUGAUAAAUUGGUGCAUGUCGAUCGUUAUUCUAAUGAACGCGUGGUCGAGGAUAUUUGCUUACGGAUAGUAAAGGCUUUUCCAAAGGAAGACUCGCUUAAUUCGGCCGCUAAGUUUGCUGUUCUUUAUGUUCUAAACACAUGGACCUUUUUUGCCAACCAGAAAUUCCGUUUUGAUUUUGAUGUGACUGGUGAGGUAGACAAGGAUAACUUGUCUCAGACUGGCGAAGAAAGUCGCACGCUAGGGAAUGAGAAGUUUAAGGAGAGCAGAUUUGAGGAGGCCAUUGGCCACUAUAAGAGAGCUAUCGAAGAAAAUCCUCAUAGUCAUGUUUAUUAUGGUAACCGAGCUCAGGCUUAUUUGCGUCUGAAGAAGUUCACAGAAGCGGCAUCAGAUGGGAGGAGGGCCGUGUCGCUGAAACCUGAUUGGAUCAAGGGUUUGUAUAGAUAUGCAGAGGCACUUUUCGAGUUAAAAUUCUAUGACGAGGCCCACAAUAUCAACAAGCAAGCAGCUGAGGUUCUGAAGCAAAGUGGUGAAAAUGUCAAAGAUCGUGACAAGGUGGAAAAACAAAGGGAGAGAAUCAGGAAAAUGAUGACAGAGGACAAGGAAAAUAAAGUUGAGCCUAUCAGCAACAAAAUAUUGGAGAAAAUGAAGGAAGAGAAUGGCAAGACAAAAAAAACUGUUGAGAAUGUCAAGAACACUGCAGACAAGGUGCAGAAGAAAAAGAAGAUAGAAAUUGAGAGUGAUGAUGACAUUCCUGCACUGGCGUCUGCAGAAUCGUCGUCCGAGGAUGACGACGUCACGAUUCUCGACCGCGCUUCCGAGAUCAAGCUCAAUGAUGAGUUGAAGGGUAGCAAGCCCCGGGAUCAUGAUGAGUUUAGGAUGCAUCAGGAGCUCCAGAUGGAAAGACGGAGGAGAACUGAGAAAGUCAUCAUUGAAGACAAGAAGAAAAAGGAGGCAGAAAGGCGUGAGAAGAUCCCGGUGGGAAUGAUCAGGAAGGAGAAAGAGAAGGAGCGGGAACUGGCUGAGGCGAAUAAGAAAGUGGCACCGGAGAAAAAGAAGGGGCCUUUGAAAACUGGGACGUGUGCAAAUCCGGUGAAACUUCAGAAGAGUAGUCGCGUAAAUGGAACAGACGCACUCCAGAGUGUCAAGAAGAAAGACAUCGAGAAGUUGAAGAAUCUGAUGGGAAUGGGAAGCCAGGCGUUGCUCACCUUGCGGAGUCGGAAUGCCAUUGACCACUAUACAGAGGCACUGGACUUCAUCAUGAGCAAGAAUCUGACAUAUUUCAGUUUGGACAUCCUUGACAUGAUGAUACUGAAAUAUGCCCACGGGGUGGCACUCUUGGAAGCAGGCACGCUUCAGCGCAUCCUUGACGGUAUAGCCGCGUUUGAAGCUCUCCUCAAAGACUACCCGAAACGGUCAUUCCCAUUGGCUUAUCAUGGUAUUGGAAGAGGUUACAUUAAACAGAAUAGAUAUCACGAUGCAAUUGAGCACCUCGACCAUGGCUUGGCCAUCGUCAAGAAGAAUCUGAACCUUACCGUGCUGACAUGGCCAGGGAGCUGUGAGGUGAUGAAAGAGACGCCACCAGGCAUGAUGAAGGAAUCAUUCGAAGAUUUGCUCUACUUGUGCCGCUACCCGCCUCACCCGGAUGCCGUGUGCUUCUAUACGGACUGCCAUGGCUUCUACAAGAAAGAGAUCUACUUCACCGACCCAGACUUCCAGGGCUUUGUUCGUACCGUCUGCUAUGCCAAAUGUAUGAUAGACUUUCACAUCACCUGCUGGAAGAAGUUCCGUACGGCGGCCGAGGACCGGCAUUCGGAGAAAGAUUACCUUGAGAGGCCGUGUUUUACUCCCGACUGCUAUGCUUGUAUCGUCAAGGUCCUCAUAUAUGACAAGGAUGGCUUGGCAAAGAAAGAGAUUACGAGUGAAAUCGACCACCGUCAUAAAAAAGGCGGGAACAAGCCGAAAGUAAGACGGGAAUUAACAAACGAGAAGAAAAUAAAACGGAAAGAGGAGAAGAAAGCGCUCCGGAUACAACGGAAAAUGGAAGCCAAGGCAAGAGAAGAGGAGGAGCAUGAAGAAGACAUUCUCGAAGAGCUGGAGCGUCGGUUCGAUGAGAGGCAGACUGAGGAGUCUGCAUCAGGGACAACAGAGGAUGUCGAUAGUCGCAGUCAUACAACAGGUGGGGGUGUCGCUGAAGAGGAUCCUCUGCCCAAAGAGAAGGAUAUGAUGGUCCUCAAGAAAGAACUGAGUCCCGGAGAAAAAUACAAAGUCGUCACGGCAAAGAAGGUGAAGAGGAAGAAGAAGGACAAGACAAAAACAACGUUAUCCCUGGAUGAAUUUGUUAAUGUUGGGAGGGACAAUGCACAGGAAGAUGAUGAUGAGUAUGACCCUGACAAGCCAUUUUCUGUCCCAUCCCAACUACGGCCAGAGAUCGAAGCGUUUGAGAACUGCCACUUUGGCAAUGGGGCUGGUGACUGUUCUGUUGCCCUCACCCCAGCUGAGGAGGAGAUAGUAGCAAAUCUUUACUCGUUCUUUGAAGACCAUCUGAAGGCCACAGGACCAGUCUAUCUUCAUGACCAGACCCUGGCACUUGUAAUGGAGGAUUUUCCACCAGAGGCAAAGGACGUUAUACGCAAAUACGAUUCAUUGUCAAACUUUCUGCUUCAAAAUUUAAAAUUUGCAAUGAUGGACGAACACUUGUGUCUUCUGAAGGAUUCUGCCAAAGCGAAAAAAAUGGCAGUGGAAAAAAGACAGCAAGGGACUAUUAAGUAUCAGUCUUAUUCCCAAAGUGUUAGUGCAAAUAGUGAUGUGCCUGGUGGUCCAGUGAUUCAUAGCACAGGGACUUCAUUGAAUCCGACAGCCAUGGAGUUUAGUCCAUCAGGCACAGCUUUGAAUUCAGACAAUUCGGAAAGGACGCGUCAUGGUGAUUUGUGUGAUUUUGACUUGCCACUGGCGCCUCCUCUUGGAAAGACAAAACAGCGGAAAUAUUCAGAGGAUGAGUUUCCGACGUUAGGUGACGGUGGAAUGAUUCACUCAGUUAGAUCGGACAGUGCAUCGCGAGCCUCGUUGUCAGAUUCUCUGUCGUCGUCAUGUGACGAUAUGAAAGGGGAUGUGUUGGACUCCAAAAGUGGUAAUGGUGACUACCAGACUAGAGGUGGUGCUAUGGAAGUGCCCCCUUUCCUAUCUGGGCCGCCUGGGGCUGCAAAGAAAAAGCAGCCACAAACUCCGCGUAGUGGUUCAUUAGAUAAGGUCCCGCCGUUCUUGUCGGGACCUCCUCUGGCACGGAAUGCUGCUGGGUCACCCAGAAUGGGGUCACCGAAGCGGGUGUCGCCAAGACCUCCGGAGAAAAUGGAGCGUAAACGUAGUAUUGCCGACGACUUCAAGCGUCAAGUUCUAGAAAAACUGCAAAAAGAGAAAAUGGACUCGAGCAAUGCUUUUGGCAGAGAGGAUGACUUUGGUGUGGACGCUAGCAGUGAGAUUCCGCCUUCGGCUUUUGGCAACAGGGAGGAGGACUUGGCUGAAACGUAUCAGUCAGAUUCAGAGAAUAGUUUGGACGAUUUAGACGGUGUUGACGACGUCGUCGUCAGGGCAACUGAUACGCAGAAACUUGAUGGUGAGGACUAUGAUGCGAAUUUGGACGCGGAUUUGAAUAAGACGUUUGAGAAGGCGGUGGGGAAAGGCCGUAGUGCGUCGAAGACGAUCUUUGAUCAGGCACCAGGGGUCUCUCAUGAUCCGUCAAUGUACAGUUGGAAUGUCAAGGAGAUGAACAUUGUGACAAGUCGUGCUCCUGGAGGUAACCAGAACAAUAUCAGAAAGCCUGAAAAUGACUCUGAUAGCCUCUCUCAUAAAAUGCAGUUGGCAAGAAAGGCAUGGUCUACUGCUGAUCAACCUGGAGCCGGAGAGUACUGCAGCUUCCCCUCUGUUCAUGCUGGGCCUGGUUUCGGUGGCUCGCCUUUUGAAAUCCCGACAAGUGCGUCAUUCUCGAGAGAAACUGACACAAACACAGCGGACAAAUUUAACAGCAAUAUGGGAUUAGAUGACAUAGACGAUUCGAAUAUGCUUUAUGAAAUUUUGGAUUCAAAUGGGGAUGAUAAACAUUUGGAUAAUUCUUCAAGACACAGUGAUUCUUUUACAUCAGAUGUUAAUAUUUCCACGGAAAAAGAUAUUGACCAAAUGGAUGAGGAUUUUGUGCACGAAUUUUCAUCUUCUGUCAUGGACGGUUUGAAGCGUCAUUCUGCUUUUGCGGAUAAUGGCAAUCUCGCAGAUUUGGUGCGCUCGACGAUCGAGAAAGACUUACAGCGGUGCGCCGUAUCGAAAGCCCUGAACUCGGCAAUGGGGACUCAUUUUAGCGGGAGUAAUUCUGGGAGCACGGCCAUCAACAAAGACUUCUUGCGCAAACCAGCUAUCCUCUGUCGUAGCAUUGCUGUUCAGAGUGAACCAUUGACUCGAUGUCUCGAGCGUGAAGUUCAGACAGACCCGUAUGAGCCGUACAAGUUGGAACGUGACGCCCUCCAACAGCAAGUUGGUGAACUAGACCAGAUGUUGGCACAAAUGAAGAAUGUAUGCAACCAGCAGAGACUGAGAUAUGGGGAGCUCAAGGAUAGCUAUGAGGAUGCCAAGAAACACCUUGUUAACCUGAACAGUUUGAAUAGUGAAAAUGAACAUGAAAAACUACAGCUGAAGCAUGAGUGCCAUAAUGCCCAAGAGGAAAUCAGGAGAAUCAAAGAGCAGCUCCAUCAAUCACAAGCUCAGGAGCAGAGCAUUUUGAUGCGUAUGAACGAGCAGCAGCAGACGAUGAAUGAUAUAACACAACAGAAACAAGAAGAAGUUGAGAGAAUGACCGCUGAACGCAACCUCCACAUCAACAUCAUCAGACAGUUAGAGACAAACGUCCAGCAGACCGUAGCGACAGCAAGGGCUGCCGAGGUUGAACUUUUGGAAUUUAAACUUGACAUUGGGAUGCAGCUGAUGGACAAACACAUGAAGGACGCUGAUCAUUAUUUCACCAACUUGCAGGCCGUCGUGAAGAAGUUUGAGGAUGGAAACCAUCCAAUUCCCCAACAACUAUUGACGUCUGUCGAACAGUGGCAGAAAACGAAGGACUUGAUCCGUGAAACUGCGCAGAACUGCACGCAGUCUUUCCAGGAGCAAAUACAGAGCGUGAAGGAAGGCACGAUGCUUGCUUCACUACCAAAGUUGGAUCUUCCUCGAGCUCCACCACCACCAGACCAGUUACCUCUUCAUAUACUUCGUCCACCAAUGGGCAUCCAGUUCAAUCCCGGGCAAGCCCCAGGUCAACAGCAGAUGUCACCGACAGAACUUAGGAACAGCCCAUCACCAACCACACAGCUGCUAGGACCUGUUCCACAAUCUCUGCCAUCUUUUGCACAAAUGCCGAAACAGCCACCGGGAAUGCAGGCUGGAGGUCGUCCAGGUGCGCCACCUGGUGGAAGGCCGCCUAAUCAAGGACCUGUACCGUCUGGAAAUCUUCAACAAGCUCAAGCGCAGCAGGAACAGAGUCCAACGACGUUAUUCCCGCCACAGCUGAAGCCAACUGCGACUGUUAACCAAACAGGUGCGUAUUCCUCCGCAGCGAAAGUCUUGUACAGGGAUGCUGGUCUUAAGAGGCCACCAGGUUUCCAAGGUCCAUCUGCUGGUCCACCGGGUAUGGGUCUACCAAGUCAACCACCCCUUGGUGGUCCUGGAGCCGCUCAAGGACCCCCAUCGCUGGCCCCUCCAAAGAAAACAGCUGCUCCAAAGAACAGUUUUGAGAAGAUCAUGGUCAAUCUGGCUAAGAUGUUCCCGAAUUAUAAGAGACAACAAUUGAUGGGUUUUGUGCAGAAGUUACGGACAGUGCGAAGUGGUUCCCUGACUGGCAUGACCCUGGAUGACAUCAUCUUUGAGGUUGCCAAUAUGAUCCUCGAGAACAACCCUGGUGCCGUCUCUUCCGUCAAGGUGGGUCAGGGAGGUGCUUCAGGAUUGGCGACCUUCAACGAUAGUGGCUCAUCAUCUCCAAGCAGUGGCUUGAGUGGUAACCAAACGCCUAUCAGUAUCUUUGAAGACGAAGACCCUUGUGUCAUCUGUCAUGAAGAAAUGACACCUGGGACAUUCGUGUCGCUUGACUGCCAUCACGUCUUCCACGACGAGUGCAUCCGGAAGUGGCUCCAGGAGCAGCGGACCUGCCCCACUUGUCGUAAAUACGCUCUCCUGUCUGAUGAGUUUCCAUCACUAGGAUAGGGGGUUCAGGAAACAUGCCCAAAUGAGUCACAACCAAGAAUUCUUAGGCCAGACAGAUGAAAGAUGUAACUUGUCUCUGAAAUGACUUAAGGGAUUAUCAGAAGCCAAGGCUACGUGAAUUUGAUACAAAAUUGAAGGGAUAUUCAUAGACAGUUAGUGGAUUCAAAGACACUUAUGUCUCUUCCUAUUAGAGAACUGCCUUGAUAGGUUAUGACUACAAGUGUUUGAAGUUAAGAGCUGUCACAAGUUGUUCCUGAGCAAACUUUUUAUUUUCUUUGCAAUUUUCAGUUGAAUUUAGGCCGUUAAAUAUGAUGCAUGUCCCUGUUCAUUCAAUGGAGUUACAUGUAGUGUCAUGUGCAAAGCAUACACAACGCCAGUCAUUCUGAAUGUUGGUGUCAAGUGUACAUUGUGUGUUUUAAAUUUGAAUAAAAUGUCAGUCUUGAUUUAAAAAGAUGAAAUAGAGUACAUUUUAGUGUCAAUGUUGUUGUAUUUUGUUGGUGUCUUGUUCAUUAUGGUGCUUUUUGAUACGAAAUAAGUGCCUAUUGCUUGCAGGUAAAGUGACAUAAGUUCUUUUAUGUGCUACACAGGGUGUCUCUAAACUGUGGUCUCGAAGAGUUUCCAGCUGGCCUCCUCCUAUUCCCUGUACAAGUCAUCAAAGUUUUGUCGGAGGACAAAUUUGAGUUGUUUUUCAUUACAUGCAGAUCAGAGAAGGAAUUCUAAAACACUGAGUGCAGUGUAGCAACGCACUGUGUCUCAUUUUGGUGGCAGUAGUUGGUAAGACAUCAUUAUGGCUAAGAGGCAGUCUUGUAAAUUUACAAUAUUAUUUUAAUUUGACUGGUAGGGGCUUUCAAAUUUAUUUUAUUGCAUGGAGUAUGUAUUUGUGCUAAUUAGAAAUCGAGUGGUAGAAGAGAUACAUGUAUUUUAAACGAAGAAACGUUUUAUGAGCAUUUUGUUAACCUGCCAUUUGGCUUUGUUUUUGUAUCAAGUCCAAUAAUAAAGUCUUCCCAUCA
This is a messenger RNA of Lineus longissimus, 8022 nucleotides long. RefSeq lists its product as uncharacterized. Lineage: Eukaryota; Metazoa; Nemertea; Pilidiophora; Heteronemertea; Lineidae. The coding region runs from base 212 to 7012 and encodes 2266 amino acids. The record is from RefSeq and is a predicted model, not a curated record. The transcript has 30 exons. Gene Ontology annotation, molecular function: protein binding.